AGUCUAACCGAAUAGCUUAAUUUAUUUUGUUUGGUUUGACUUGAUUGUACUAAGGUAUUUCUAAAAUUGUGAAAUUAACCGAAGUAGCCAGGAAGCUGCUGGAUCGCAGAAAAUCCAGUUGAUUUGUUGAUAAUGAGUAAUGCCUGUUAAGAUCAAUUUGCUUUGAUUAGAAACCAAGGAUUCCUAUACGUAGCAUGAUGAAGAAAGAGGCAUUGGAAAGGCCAUCUCCAGCAAAUUAAGAAGAGCAGAGGUUGAAUCACAUCGUCAGCAUGGCUCAACUUGCAGUAAGUUUCAUCGUACCAAGGGUUGCGAGAAAACUAUCCGAUGUCCUCAUUCAAGAAUCGGCACGAUUGGUGGAGGUUGCGGAUCGAAUUCGUUGGAUUGUAAAAGAGCUGGAGUACAUGCAGAAAUUCGUACAAGACCUUGAACGCUCCAAUUCCAAUCAGUUGGAGGAGAUGUUUGAGGAGAUAACAAAUGUUGUUGCGCGCCAAGCAGAAGAUGUCAUAGACACUUUCCUCAACAAGUCAGUCAAUAGAAGGAAGAAAGGAGUUCAGUAUUUGUUAGAGAAAUACGACAUUGCCAAAGAACUGGAGCCGAUCUGCGACAGGGUGCGAGAAAUCUCUGAGAGAAUAAGUAACUAUUUGAAUGAGCCAAUAGCUGUGACCAUUGAAACUCCACGAGUAAGAGCCACCACAAUAGUAUCCCCAGCGCUGGAGGAGCUUGAUCACAUUCUGACCCAAAAUUUAAUUAUCCUGGAUGAGGAGCUGAUCGAGAUAGUAGAGCAUGUGAGAGAUAAGGACCUUGGCGACACACACAACAUUGUGUCUAAAUUAAACUCAGCAGAGGAAUCCAUUCACAGUCAGAGUCAGAGAGCAAGGGUGUGGUUGAAAGAUAUAGAGAACAUUUGUGCUGAUACAGUUGCUGUUGCUGAAAAUUUCAUCGCCACAAGAAGAAAAAGGCUGUCAAGAACCGGGUGGCUUUGGCAGGUUUUCUAUUUUUUUGAGCAACGUGUUUCCGAGAGGAAAUUUAAGCAGCAGAUGGAAUAUAUCCGCACUCAGCUUGAAGAUGCACUUUACAGAAGGUGGACUUUCGGAGAUGGAGGGAAGGACAUGGGAGACAAAAUAGGAUCAAGAUCAAGACCUGCUCCGAGUUUGUCACUAGUACGGUUGACACUGGCAAAAGUCCCACUCUUCCUUUUCAACAGCUCCUUUGCCCCUUUGUUGUUUGUCGCCGUUAUAACUACCAUCGACUUUUUCAUGUUUGGUCGAAAACGCAGAGCAAGAGAGCAUAAACUUAAGGAGAAAAAAAAAUCAAGACAGCUUACCCCUUUCUUGUGGUUCGAUUUAGUUGAUUUUAUGGUUUACGUCUUCUUCUAUGCUUUUCCUGCCGAAUUAUGGAUAGUCUUACAAUUCGUCUGGAUAGUCUAUACAGUUAUUCCCUUGUCUGUGUCUUUGGAGAGGAGUUUGGACGAGAAUUUGGAGACAAUCCGAAGAUACUUAGCUCUAAUGGAUGCGUUAUUCAGUGACAUAAACACUGAAAGCGCAGAGGGCCUGAAUAAAAGACAGCAGGUGUGGGUGAACCAAUUAAGACUCGUGGCACAUAAGGUUCAUUCUCUUUCUGCGUAUCCAAAGCCAAGGGGUUGGAAUAUCGUUAACAAAAUUAUAUUUGCGGAGGACAUCACCGACUUUUUGAAUGAAAUUCUUGAUAUUUCAGACAAGAAAAACAUUUAUGGAUUUGCAAGUAUACAAGGAAGAAAGGAGUUGGUAUCAACAGUCCAAAGGAGCGAGAGCAAAGACAUUGCUGAACAUUCCGGUGCCCAUCCACAGCCGCAUGCCUCCUCUUCCUCAUAUCAGCGUGUCACAGGGCUCAGAUCGAAAUACCAAUUAAUCAAAGACGAAAUGGACUUGAUGAAUGCACUGAUUGAUGAUGUACGAGAGCUUGGAAAACUAGAGGGAAGAUCCGAAAUCUGGGUUGAGCAAAUGAAAGGUAUUGCCUCAGAGGCCGAAGCUGUCAUCCGCGAGUGUGAUAGUGAAUUGGAGAGUAACCACUAUUUCAAACACCUGCUGGUGCGGUAUAAAAUUAUGGGCAAGAUAGACCGGAUCACAGAGGAAAUUGAAGAUGCCUCGAGAAGAAGAAACGCAUAUGGCUUGGUUCAACUUCAAUCCCGAGAUGAGUCACUGUCCACGGUUCAAAUGUUACGUCGAAAGUCAGAACAACCAUCUCUCAUUGGCAAAGAAUCCAUAAUCGUUGGUAAAGAAUUCACAAUCAUUGGCUUCAAUGAAGACGUGGAUUUUUUGACGGACCACUUACUCUCGAAUGAGGAAAGUUGCUGCGUUACUUCAAUAGUAGGAAUUGAAGGCACGGGUAAGACAACACUAGCCAGAUUGAUUUUUGACAACAAAGCUGUUGAAGAUGGUUUUACUUGUCGAGUACCAGUGUCAGUGUCUCCAGGUUGCACAGUUGACAAACUUUUAGAAGAAAUAGCGAAGGAGGCUGCCACACAAAUUAUGGGAGGCCAACGGAACAAAUGGACAAUACAAGAAGCACUCAGAGCCUUGGGGAGUACAAAGUAUCUCAUACUUGUUGAUGGCAUUGAAACUUGCCAGCUUUUGGACAGCUUGACAGAGGCCAUACCUGACAAGUCAAAAGGAAGCAGAUUUCUUCUUACCACUCGCAAUGCAAAUAUUGUAGCCCGACAACCAGGUACAAGAUCCUUUGUUUACCAUCUACAGUUAUUGGACGAUGAAAAUAGUUGGAUUCUUUUCAAAAAAAAGUUGAAAGUUCCCAUUCCCUCAGAACCAAAACUAAUAGAGGUUGCAAAAAAAAUUGUGGCCAAAUGCGGGGGCCUGCCAUUGGAAAUAUUAAAAAUGAGUGAAUUACUAUCAAAUAAAGAUGUCACAGAAGAGCAGUGGUCAAGGGUGCAAGAGCAGCCCAAUCCAAGUCAAAACCCAUGGUCUGAAACACUUAGCUCAGUCACCAUCAGCUUACCUUCACAUCUGAGGAGAUGCUUAUUUUAUCUUGAAUUAUUCCCUGCUAAUUUUGGGAUUCCUGCAAGAAGAUUGGUUGUCUUGUGGGUUGCAGAGGGUUUAGUGCAGCAUGGGGAGAACCAAGAGCCACCAGAGCAAGUCGCAGAGAGAUACUUGACAAAGCUGAUAGAUCUGAACUUGGUUCAAAUUGCCAAGAGAAGGCCCAAUGGCAAGGUCAAAACAUGCCGUCUCCCUAAUGCUUUGCGUGAAAUUUUGGUGGAAGAAGUCCAGGCUAGAAAGGAUUUGAAUUCAGUCUCAAAUAUUUCUAGAAUACGUCAGGUGGCUGAUCGUCUUGACAGAAAAGAUAAAUGGGACAAACAUAUGCAUGGUAUCACUACAAGUGAUUCAGCUUCCUUGGGAAUCUACAAGGAUGUUUUCUCCUUCCUGUCCUUUGAUUUUCGAGAAGGAAGUAAACCUGGCCAAGACAUAAGUAACUUUCUGAACCUGUGUAUUUCUAGCAAGUGUCUUUUACUGCUUCGGGUGCUUGAUCUCGAAGGCGUUCACAAGCCUGAGUUGCCCGAAAACAUUAAAAAGCUUGCUCGAUUGAGGUAUCUUGGCCUAAGAUGGACUUAUUUGGAGUCACUUCCAUCAUCUAUAAGCAAAUUGCUGAAACUCCAAACUCUUGAUCUGAAGCAUACUUACAUACAUACUCUAACCAACUCCAUCUGGAAGAUGGAACUGAGACACCUGUUCUUGAGUGAGACUUAUCGUACCAGAUUUCCACCCAAACCAAGAGCUGCAGGUGAUUCUCUGUCUGACCUCCAAACAUUGUGGGGACUUUUUGUAGAUGAAGAGACUCCGGUGAAGGGUGGUCUGGACAAAUUGGUCAAUAUCAGAAAACUGGGAAUAGCAUGCCAAUCAAUGUCACCAGAACAAGGGGCAAUGCAAUCACAACUUGAUGCAGUAGCUGACUGGAUUGUGAAAUUAGAAUACCUUCAAUCACUGAGGCUAAAAUCAAGAGAUGAGAAAGGUCGACCUUGGAAUUUACACUUGAAGUCUUUGAAAAAUCAUAUUAAUCUCACUGACAUAUAUUUGCUGGGAAACUUGAACGGUCCAUCUAUUCUGACUCAGUUACCUCCAAAUCUUGUUGAACUUACCCUAUCACAUUCAAAACUUGAGGAAGACCCCAUGAAAAUUUUGAAAGAUCUUCCAAAUCUCCGCUCAUUGUCUUUACAUGCAGAAUCCUACAUAGGAAUAAAAUUGGUCUGCAAUUCUAAAAGCUUUCCUCAGCUUUAUGUUCUAAAAGUUUGGAAGCUGGAACAAUUGAAGGACUGGGAAGUAAAGCAACAAGCACUUCCCUCUCUUAGACAACUGGAAAUCCGAUCAUGUCUGCGCAUGACAAAGCUUCCUGAUGGACUAAAGCAUGUUAACAGUCUCCUUGAGUUGAAAUUGACAAAUAUGCCAGUGGAAAUUAAUACUGACAAGCAUAACAUUCCGCCCAAUUGUGAAGUCCACAGAGAUGACUCCGCCCAAUUGUGAAGUCCACAGAGAUGAUUCCACCCAAUUUGAGGAGGGUUUGUCUACAAUGGCUUGUCAUGAAGGAAGCCUUAUGGGCAUCAGUGAUUGAAGGUAAGUUUGGUUCUUCUCAUUGAAGGCUAUUUCUUGAAAGAAUUUGUAUUGGGGCAUGUAUUUUCCUUGACUAUGUUGUGUAAUCCAAAUCCUGAUUGAGGGAGUUGUUGUCAUUUGUGUGUGGGACAAGAAUUUGUAACAAGACAUAUUUUCCUUGCAUGUGUUGUGUAAUCCAAAUCUGAACUGACUUUGUGCUAGUUGUUCUGAUUCUUGUGAGAGAAGAAUUUGUGUUUGGAUGUGUUUUUUCUUUUAUUAUAUUGUGUAAUCCAAAUCUCUCCUGAUGACUGAAGGCCGGGAGUGAUGGUUUGAUUGUGUAAUCCAAACCUUGAUUCAUGAGUGAAGUGUCUGAAUUAUUGAAUUUUCUUA
Molecule: messenger RNA, 4961 nt
Organism: Glycine soja
Lineage: Eukaryota; Viridiplantae; Streptophyta; Magnoliopsida; Fabales; Fabaceae
Product: putative disease resistance RPP13-like protein 2
Exons: 2
Coding region: 270-4505 (1411 amino acids)
Biological process (GO): defense response to other organism
Molecular function (GO): ADP binding
Source: RefSeq, a predicted model, not a curated record